CUCCCACCCUUUCGCAUCUUUCUCUGCUUCCCUGUCACUGUUACUCCGGGAGACGUUCACUUUUCACCAACCUUUCUACAAGCAUCUCCAAGCCACUGACUAUAUAUAUUUUGCCACAAGGUAAAGGAAGGAGGGGGUGGGAGUGGGAAAUGUAACCAAGCCUUGAAAGACUUUGAAACUGGAAAUAGGUGCCUGUUUAUACAACAUACAAGUAAAUGAGGGAAGAGGAAGAGGCAAGCUUAGCCCCGAGUUACAGUAUUGUGUUCCUGGGAACUGGGGAGACAUCAGCUGAACAAAGCCUUAUCUCAAAAAAAAAAAAAAAAAAAAAAAAAAAAAUCACUUCUGAGCAAGAUCGCAUCUCUGCUUUGCACUUCCCAGUUUCUGCUCAGCCGUAUUAAGGGAAGGAAAGGCGUCCUACAGGAGCGGAAUCUUAUCUUAACCAUCUUUCUUAUUGAUUCUUCCGCUAUUAGAAAGUGGCGGAAUCAGCCCUUUGAUGUGAUUGUGUUUAUCUCUGCAUCUCUUUUGUUGUUUAUAGAGACCUAGAAGAGGAAAAGAGAAACGAGACUUUUCAACACAUCGUUUUAAAAAAAAAUCAACAACGAAUUCCGCGAAAUGUUUGAGAAGAAUUAAAAGGAAAAGGCGUUUUUGAUCUAUCAACUAAGUGAACAAUCAUUCACAUCGUCCGCAACCUGAGAUAUUAUCUUCCCUCGCUGUGGACAGUAGCAAGAUGACAGCUGCUUUUUCAUUUUUGAAUGUAAUAAAUAUUUGCUGCUUCUAAUAUAUUUCGGAAUUUCUCCCCGCUAUUCCUUGGGAUUUUAACUCUAAAAGAUUGGAGAAAAGAUUAUCGAAAAGGCUUUUCCAAGCCUCCAAAAUGAUGCUGAGCCCGGACCAAGCCGCCGACUCGGAUCACCCCAGCUCGGCGCACUCGGACCCGGAGUCGCUGGGCGGCGCGGACGCCAAGGUGCUGGGCAGCGUGUCGGACCUGGAGCCGGUGGAGGAGGCCGAGGGCGACGGCAAGGGCGGCAGCCGAGCCUCACUCUACCCGCACCCGCAGCAGCUGAGCCGCGAGGAGAAGCGCCGCCGCCGGCGCGCCACGGCCAAGUACCGCUCGGCCCACGCCACCCGAGAGCGCAUCCGCGUGGAGGCCUUCAACCUGGCCUUCGCCGAGCUACGCAAACUGCUGCCCACGCUGCCCCCGGACAAGAAGCUGUCCAAGAUCGAGAUCCUGCGCCUGGCCAUCUGCUACAUCUCCUAUCUCAACCACGUCCUGGACGUGUAGGGCCGGGGUCGCGACGGGGGGCCUCCUGGCCGGCCGUGGGUGAAACG
Messenger RNA from Hippopotamus amphibius kiboko, 1326 nucleotides. It is a transcript of the gene NHLH2, whose product is annotated as nescient helix-loop-helix 2. Gene Ontology annotation, biological process: regulation of transcription by RNA polymerase II. NCBI's taxonomy places the organism in Eukaryota, Metazoa, Chordata, Mammalia, Artiodactyla, Hippopotamidae. Gene Ontology annotation, molecular function: DNA-binding transcription factor activity, RNA polymerase II-specific; RNA polymerase II cis-regulatory region sequence-specific DNA binding; protein dimerization activity. The coding region runs from base 872 to 1279 and encodes 135 amino acids. The transcript has 2 exons. The record is from RefSeq and is a predicted model, not a curated record.